Messenger RNA from Lutra lutra (Eurasian river otter), 4898 nucleotides. It is a transcript of the gene GXYLT2, whose product is annotated as glucoside xylosyltransferase 2. Gene Ontology annotation, biological process: protein O-linked glycosylation via N-acetylgalactosamine. The record is from RefSeq and is a predicted model, not a curated record. NCBI's taxonomy places the organism in Eukaryota, Metazoa, Chordata, Mammalia, Carnivora, Mustelidae. Gene Ontology annotation, molecular function: UDP-xylosyltransferase activity.
CCGCGUUAUUGCGCUCGCCCCGCCGCCGCCCGGCGAGCCGCGAUGCGCACAGGGGCCGCGCCGCCCCGGGGCCGCCGCCGCCGCCACCGCGCCGCACCAUGAAGCUCCGCAGCAAGGCGGCGGCGCUGCUCCUGCUCGCGCUGGCAGCGCUGCUGCUCGCGCUGCUGUCCCUGCGCGCCGGCCGCGCCGAGCCCCCCGCGCCCCCCGCGCCCCCCGCGCGCCCCGCGUCCGUCCCGCAGCGCCACUCCGCGCCGGCCCCCGAGCGCCUCCCGGGCCCGGGCGCCCCCCCGGGGGCCCGCCCGCGCGCUCGGCGGCGCCGGCCCCCGCGUCCGCGCCCCCGAGCCGGCCGCCGGGGCGCCGCGAGCCUGGAGAAGUUGGCGAGGAGGCCUGGAGAACUCAGGAGUUUUCAGGCCGUGCUGCCUCCGGAGCUCUGGAUCCAUUUGGCUGUGGUGGCCUGUGGCAAUCGUCUGGAGGAGACCCUGGUCAUGCUCAAAUCCGCUGUACUCUUUAGCCACAGGAAGAUCCAGUUUCACAUCUUCACAGAAGACUCUCUGAAGCCCGAGUUUGAUAAGCAGUUACGACAGUGGCCUGACUCGUAUACAAAGAAGUUUGAGCACAGAAUCUACCCCAUCACGUUUUCGGUUGGAAACCCUCAGGAAUGGAAGAAAUUAUUCAAACCCUGUGCUGCUCAGAGACUCUUUCUUCCGGUGAUUCUAAAGGAUGUGGAUUCACUCCUCUACGUGGACACGGAUGUUCUCUUCCUGAGACCCGUUGAUGACAUCUGGAAGCUUCUGAGGCAAUUUAAUGCCACACAGCUUGCAGCCAUGGCCCCCGAGCAUGAAAUCCCCAAGAUUGGCUGGUACAGUCGCUUUGCUCGGCACCCUUUCUAUGGCUCUGCAGGAGUUAAUUCAGGAGUCAUGCUGAUGAAUUUAACUCGCAUAAGAAGUACCCAGUUUAAGAACAGCAUGAUUCCAACAGGCUUGGCUUGGGAGGACAUGUUGUACCCUCUGUACCAGAAGUACAAGAAUGCCAUCACGUGGGGAGACCAGGAUUUAUUAAAUAUUAUUUUUUAUUUCAAUCCAGAGUGUCUAUAUGUGUUCCCCUGCCAGUGGAACUACCGCCCUGAUCACUGCAUGUACGGAAGUAACUGCAAAGAAGCUGAGCGGGAAGGCGUGUCUGUCCUGCACGGGAACCGAGGUGUCUACCAUGACGAUAAACAACCCACUUUCAAAGCGCUCUAUGAAGCAAUACGGGAUUUUCCCUUUCAAGACAAUCUCUUUCAAUCCAUGUAUUACCCGCUCCAGCUGAAGUUUUUGGAGACUGUGCACACUUUAUGUGGACGAAUCCCACAAGUGUUUUUGAAGCAAAUCGAGAAAACAAUGAAAAGGGCUUAUGAGAAACACGUCAUCAUCCAUGUGGGCCCCAACCAGAUGCACUGAAUAUUUUUCAUGUUGUCGCAAAUGGAUUAGGCCUCUCGGGAACAAGGCGACGUUCAUCUUUAAGCUGCCUGGAUCUCUUUCAUGUGAAUAUUUAAUGGUGCUCUGUGACAGUUGAGUUUAAAAGGCCUCAUUACAUGUUGCUCAUUUCGUUGCCCCUAAAAGGAAAUAUGCUUUAAUUUUUUUAAAAUUGCUAUUUAUCUCUUUGGGGUUUUUUUUAGUUGUAUUAUUACUCACUUCGUAUUGUUCAAGCAGGUGGAGCUAGCUGUGAAAAGGAAUUUUGUGAGCCUUCCAAUGCCUGUUAAACGUCUGAGACCACAUCAGUGCCAUCUCCUGUUGUAUAUUAAUCUAGUAUCCUUGAGACUCUUCCUAUGCAAUAGACACCCCCAUAUUCUUGUUAUAACAGGAAUCUAUGCUUGUUGUACAAAAGAGAAUGUUAAACAUUUGUAGGGGUGGGUGCCUGGGUGGCUCAGUGGGUUAAGCCUCUGCCUUCAGCUUGGGUCAUGAUCUCAAGGUCCUGGGAUCGAGUCCCAUGUUGGGCUCUCUGCUCAGCAGGGAGCCUGAUUGCCCCUCUCUCUCUGCCUGCUUGUGAUCUCUCUCUGUGUGUCAAAUAAAUAAAUAAAAUCUUAAAAAAAUUUGUAGGGAAUACAGGUCCAUGGACCAAAAUCAAAAUUAGAUUAGCCAUAAUCCUACCAACCGGUGAAAAGAUUGUUAUUUCAAUGGGGGGUUGCUUCCAGCCUUUUCUCCCUACUUCUAUAUUUAUUCGCUGGUUGUCUUUUCCAUUGUAAUACAUAUGUGAAACAGUAGUUGAGUGAAAGCUGGCACCUGCUCUGAGAUUUUUCUGUAGAGAUGAAAAUUUAGAGAAAAUGAUUAUGUUUACAGUGCUUUAUUUAAAAUACGUCUGGCAGAAGUAUUCAGAUUUCUACUGAUUGGCAGUGUUAAAGGAUGAGGCAUAUCUGGGGUUGUUUUUUUAAGAAAAGUUGUUUAGAUUAGCGGAAGAUUAAAUCAUAAGAAAUAUUUCUGCAACCAUACCUUCUGAAAGGAAAUUCAAUAAUUGUGCUAAACCCACGGGGUCACCUUAACAGAGAUGUGAUUUUGUGUUUACCCACAGACAAAAACAUUUUAUCUCUUACCCUAGUAAGGGUGACCUUCUCUCUUCUUUAAACUCUUGGGCAACAGGUGGAAAUUAAAGGCCAACUUCAAACUCAUGUGUACAGAAUAGAUAGUUUAGCUGAUUCCACUGACAAAAAAAUUCACCUUCAUACCAGCCUUAGAAAGGGCCCUUUGAAUAAUUUUCCUUCUCUAGGGUUACCCGGCUGUUAGCCAAGGAACCAGGCAGGUCUUAUCACCUAGCUACAGCAGAGGAAAUUCUAUAUUCCCCCAAGGGAGCUGACUUAAUCCCUAGUUGCACCUGUAGCUGGUAUCAGGGUAAGAGCAUUUUGCAUAAGGCUUUAUUUAUCUCAGAAAACUUGUGCAGAAAUGAUCUUGAUGUUCACAACAACCUAAUGGUCUUAGGUCUUCUUCUUACAAAGAAACAAGGACACCCAAUAUAAUUGCUAUUCUGUAAGACAUACAGUUAACAUAACAUACAGGGUAACACGAAUCCUGUAUUGCAGACAAAUUUUUGGAAAUAAAAAUAUUAAGUGCUUUUCAUUAUAUAUAGACAGUGAUAAAGAUAAGUACAAAUAGAUAAAGAUAGAUAAAGAUAAAAAGAUAAAGAAAAGUAUAAAAUGAAAAAUAAUAUUUUGUUAGUGCAAAUGUGGUAUUCUAUGUACUGGAACCCAGUUCAAUGUCAUAGGUACUAUAUCCAUAGAAAAAGUCUUACGCUGAAAAAAUAUAUGAAAAUCUCAGCACUCCAAAGAAAUAUAUAGAUAUAAUGAAUAUUGGUAUACAGCACCAUUAUGGUAAUAACAAAUUCUGAAAUGUUAGAGGAAUGACCCAUACUUUCGUUUCGAUCAGUUUGAUGGCCUGUGAUUUGUUAUUUUUGUUAAGGAAAUUACCAUUAUGAUGUAGAACUCUUCACUGUUAUAUUUUCUGCUUCCUCAUUUCACCAUUAAAGGUGAUGUCAUUUAUUAUUUUAUAUCUAAAGGCCUUGGGGCAAUUUUUGGAUUGUCUUUUGGAUGGGAGAGAAAGCAUCCUACAUACCCACAAAUGGGGUUUUAAUGAAAGAGCCAGAAUUCCCUGACUUCUGUUCCAGUCUUCCUACUUGUUCAGCAUGGCCAGUAAACCCAACAAAUGUCAUUCAGAUUUGUUGAUGACUUACCAACCUAAAGAAGUUCCUUUCCUCCUUCGGUGAGUUCCACAAAAAUUCUGCUGUAAAGGCUUUGAAUUCUGCAAUACCUUUUCUUUUAUCAGAGUCUGGUUUACCCAAUAGUCUUGACUAUUGGUUCUGGUCUAAAUACCCAGAAUCGGAUUUCUAACAAUGGUCCAUGAGAGAAUUCUAGAACAUUCUAGAAUGAUGCAGUAUGAGAACGUGAAACUUUAGAAUUUGGUAUGCUUUCCUGCCUUGGAAUUUCUUCAUGCUAUCUUGAAAUUUGAGGUGAGUUUGGUGGAGAAUUUGGAGAACAUUUGCUGUUCCAAUCUCUGCUGCCUGAAAGUGCUAAUUAUUUUCUAUUUGGUAUGUUACCAUGAGGCAGUAUUUUCUCUGCCUUUGAUAAUUUUCAGACAACUAUGACAUUAGCACCUUAGAAAUCUGGGAACUGUAAAUUUCAAUUCAGUGACUCCUAAAUCAUGCAGUCUAUGGUCUGAAGUUUGCCAAAGGUUGUGUUGCUCCAUAUGGCACGUUGUAUCUGUAUUGGGAAGAGCAUGAGACUGGUUCUCUAUCUCCUCUUCUUGUUUCCUUCAGAAUUCUGGUCAAUGCAUGUGACUACAGAGUUCCACAGAAGAAUGAAAGAACACUUGCCAAUAGAAAAAUGUAUUUUUGUAUAUAUUGAGAGUGAGACUUUCUAUAGUAGGGUCACUAUUCUUAUAAUAUUUUUCUUGCUGACACAAAUCUCAAAAAUUGUGACUUACAUUAAAAAUUUCAACGUUUAAAAAAAAUUAACUGGCUAGAAAAUCUGUUUAAGUUUUCCUUCAACUUCCUGAAUGACAAUUUAGCAUUUAGGGGAGAACACUCCAGCUUCACUGUUUAUUUGAAGUCUCUGUUACAUAGUGCUUCCAUUGUGACUUGUUGUGACUAUGACUGGAUUUAGCAUCAAAAUGGAUGUUUAUAUGGACUCAUCAAGGUUUGAGAGUAUUUAUCUUAUUACCCCUACGGUGUUCAUAAAACAAGCCAGCCAUACAAGACUUUACUGAUGUCACGAAAUAGUGAUCCAGUAGUAGAAUAAUCCCUCCACCCACCCAGAAGAGAGGACAACAUUCACAGAAAUUUAGAUUUAUGUAUAACUGUUGCCCAAUAUUUAUACAAAAAAAAAGAUAGAUUGCACAUGUUGGGUGAACCACCGUGAACAUGAUUUCAUGACU